Caenorhabditis remanei is the source of this 1521-nucleotide messenger RNA. RefSeq lists its product as uncharacterized. The transcript is spliced from 7 exons. Bases 1 to 1521 code for a protein of 506 amino acids. The record is from RefSeq and is a predicted model, not a curated record. Lineage: Eukaryota; Metazoa; Nematoda; Chromadorea; Rhabditida; Rhabditidae.
AUGGACGAUGUAUUAGACAGUAGAAGGGAUCCAGGAUCAUCGACUGGAGAAGAUAUAAAUUCAUCGUCCAGUUUGCUAGAUAUCCUAAUAAAGACUGAAGAACCAAGUGAUGAGACAGAUCCAUUGGAUCAAUUCGGAGACAUUAGUGAAGCAGUUAUAGGACAAAUAUCAGGAUCCCUUGAAAUGAGUGAAGAUCUGAUGCAAAAUGCUCUGAAAAUGUUUGGAGACGCCAUGGACUACAAACCAAUAACUCCAAUCACUCAAAAACGGAAACGAAUCCAUCGAGAAUCUCAAAUAAGUGACGUCAAACCCACGCUUUCACCUCUUCCAUGCCAACCAGUCGAAUCUGUCAAAAAAAUCCGAAAGAAUGAUCCCAGAUCUGUGAACUGUCCUCGUUCAAACUACAGUGUCGACUAUACAGAAAUCUUCCAAAAGGAACAGAAAACAGAUUUUCAAUUCAAAACUUUUCAUCAACAACUAGAAAAAGAAAGAACUCGACGAAUUGACGAACAAGUUAACAAAGAUGUUGAACGUCUUUUGAAUAGUGCAACUAGAAUUUAUGGACCGAAGGAGUGGACAUCUGAAGAGAAAACCGAGUUUUCGUCAUACUGUAGAAACUUGAGAACUGGAUCAUUGAAUGAAGAAGACAGAAAUAAUCUUCAAAAUUUCUAUGCGAAAGCCUAUCAGCAGGAUUAUCAAAGUCUAUUAGGAGCUAGUUCUCCUUUGGGACAAAAAGAGGUCAAAGAGACGUUAGCUUCGAGUUCAGCUAUCUGUCUUCCGAUGAAAGAAGACAAUCACAUAUUCGUAGAGCGUGUAAAACAAGAAGUUAUCAACAGUAUGCCGGCACCUCUCACGUUGAGUUGUCUGCUGAAUCAUCUCGACGAAGCUCAAAAGUAUAAAUUCGAUCCUGGAAUGAAGUAUGAAAGAGAGAAACAAUUUCGCUAUGCUGCUACAAAAAUAUUCAAAAAUGUUGUCAAUUCUAGGAAAAUAUUCACACCUGAAGACAUAUCUCGUGGACCUGACAAUAGACGUCGGUUCGAAUCAAGUGAUAUAAAAUCACUGGUUACUAACAUAAAUGGGUUAAUGAAUGAACAAAAUAAAGUUUGGAGUCCAGAUCAAGUUCAACAACUCGGCGAUUACUACAAUAUAUUUAUAGAGAAACAACAUUUCAAUAUUGUUCAAACUAAAGAUCUUGGAAAAUUCCUACGAAAAAUAUACGGUCGAUUACAGCAAUAUGAAAUUGAAAGAGAAAAUGAUACUGUGUUACAAGAGAAGAGAAAAUAUUGGCAAGAGUACGCGAAGACACAUGCACCACCUGCGAAAAAAACCCCGGGGCGUAAACCAAUCAAAUGGAACCAUCCGGUGAGAGCAUACAAUAAAUCCAAUGUCGACACAACAGGAGAAACUCUCGAAGAGAAGAAAUUACGGAAGGCUGCUUAUCUCCGUCAAUGGAGACUUGCCCAAAAAGAGAAAAAAUACUAUUCGAACAUGUUUGGAUCAGUGGAACCUUUACAAAAGUGA